AGAACCAAUUAUAAAAGAAAGUAAUUAAAUGGCUUCACUGAUCCAUGAAUCGUAGCAUUGUUCAUUGAUCACCAGGUCUAUUGACAACGCCUCCUCCCAGUCAAAGACAAAAACAAUAGAUUUUCUGCAGUGACAAACAUUCGAGAGUCAGUAAAAAAACACAGCUCUUUGCUAAUUCUCUCAAGACUAAGUUCUGUUAUUGCUGUAAAAGAACUAUUUCCUGYCCUGAAGUACAUGAUACUAGUAAAAUCCUGUGGGGCGAUACGUGCAGACAAUUUGGCGCAACUUCCACUCCUUUAGUUAACCAGCGAACUAUCGACAUCCAUACACAUGAUGUUCUUGAUGACUGUAAGGCUUCCGGGCUUGUUUACUUCAGUAAUCCUCUGUUUUAUAAUUCUUUGUUAUUUUUGUGACAUAUUUGAUUUGGUAAAAAUCCGGAAAUGACGAAAGCAUUUCAAUGUGUGUUGAUAUUGUAAAUCCAACACAAACCAUCAAAAAAAAUGCAUUAUUCAAGACAGGUAGAUAAACUUGAGCAAUGACAAUCAGUACAUCAUGAUGAUCCAAGUAGAUAUACCGAGGAAGAUUCUCUCGGAAACGAACUAUACAUUAGCCUGAUCAACAGUGCAAUAGUUUGAUAGUAUCUUAUCGAGUCAUGGAAUUUCAAAGAUCUUUUUGCAGUAUUCUUUUUUUCGUCACGUCCAUAUACAAUAUUUCCGGAACGAGGGAAAUUCUCGCCCAUGGAGGAGGUUUCCAUAACGCAACUGCGAUAAUAGCGAAGCAAAGAAAUGAGCAUUCAUAAUAGUCCUGCAGUUCAGUAAUCCCGAUUAGAUAAUGACUUUUCAAAAGAAUCAAUUCGAACUUAUCUUAAAAUCCUACUGGUGAGUACGGAACAUAGCUAUCCCUCGUGCCUUCUGUAAACAUCAUACAGAGAGAGUAGUCAGUAUAAGAAUCUGAGGUCGUCUAGACGUGUAAUGCGUUCUUGUUCUGUUUGAUCAUCGACUUAUGAUCAGAUCAUGGUUUUCCUUGCAUGUCGUUAGUAGUCCAUCAAUCACGCGGGACCGCGCCUACCAUUCACACGAUUAUUGAAGAUAUCCCAAUAGCUUUAUCUCGAACAGUACGACUAGGUGUUUGUAAUUGCAGCCCGUUAGCACUUUUUAUUGUUCAAUGGUUCGCUAGUUUGCUAUCAACUCACACUGACCACUGUCAAAGGUUUCAUCAUAGUGGUGAAAAAAGCCGACCAAGGAAGCCGAAAAACUACACCAGAAUAGCGGGACGUUUGAUUCUCGAAAAUGAAAAAGAUAAACAGGAAAUUAAAACAACAGCGAUGUAGCAGAACUGGCCGAGCGUGGAUCUCACGAGAAGGACCCGAAGGGGAUUGUGUGAUCGAGACUACUAACCCUUCGACGGGUUCUCAAGCAACCACAGAAGAAAUGUGCAAAGCACCAAGUUCUCAUACAGCUGAUUUUACAUACAAAGGCUAUCCUGUCAACUUAGAAGAGCCUUUUGAGGUGGAAAAAAGYAAAAAGUGUUUAUUCUAUGAUGACUAUCCUUUGGAAGUGGUUGAGUUGCCUGAUUUGCCAGAUGGCAAGAAAAUUGAAUUGAGGUUUGAAAGAGAAGGCCUUGURGAAGCAUCAACACAAACAACAAAGCCAAUCAAGGAGCUCAAUGAAUGUGGGAUGUCAGUGAGAUCGGCAGGAUCAGACCAUCUUGAAUGGUCAUACACACUKUAUGACUUUGAAGGCAAAGGACAGGUUUCAAGAGAUGAUCUCAAGAAUCUUGUUAAGUCUAUUUAUGAGGUUCUUGGAAAAAGUGUACACCAAUCAAAGACCCAGUCCAAAGAUCCUCUCAAAAAGUUAAAGAUAAGAUUAUCUGUGUCAAAGGAAAGAGGAAAAGCUAAUGAUACCAYAGAACCUUCUUCAUGUCAUGAGUAUGUAAUAUCUGCUGUUACAUCACAAGACCACUCCAAAAGAACUAGAAAAGGAACUUUUCACAUAGAAAGAUGUGAUUCAAUGACAGUUAAUCCACCAUCACCUGACAGUUUGAUGAACAUUGAUAAACUUCAUCCCAUAGCUCAGGAAAAAACUCCUCUUGAUGGUUCAGAUAAACACAGCAUGCAGAAAACAGUUUGUAGAAGGUGUGAUCAAGGCAGAAGGUGUAAGCAGCCUAUGGGACAUGAAAGUAUGAAGAGAAACCCUGAGUCUAAAGCCAAUUAUCAUUGCCCAAAACGUAUGCAGACAGGUCCUGGUGAUUGUAAUCCCCCAAGUCCCAGAGAAAUGGAUCUGUGUAGAGUGAGGGACUGGCUGAGUAAAAUCUGUGAACCUCAUGAUGGYCAUGAAAUUGAGAGAAUUGAGAGUCGGCACAGACACAGCAGAAAGUCAAGGCAUAAUUCUUGCAGGCAAGGACCUUGGGAACAUGAUUUUGAACUCCACAAGUGUCCACAGUAUCUAGAUCUUGCAACAGAUCAUGCAACUUAUCCUUAUCACGUCCAAAGUCAUGCAUGUCUUUAUUCUAACUCUCCAAGACUACCAAGGCGUUCAAAACACUCUAAAUCACCAUCUCACAACUGUAAGCAGAGGGAUCAAUCAUGUCCUAACCGAAGAACAAUUGUACAUGAACAUCACCAUCAUCACAAUCAUCACCACUAUCAUCACUACAUUGAGUAAAAUACACCAUUUAUGAACUCCUAUAAUGUGAUUUUGAUAAAUAUAGAGACUAUUAUAUAUUAUUACACUAUUAUAUAGUCCAUUUCCUAUCUUUCCUUUUUUWAAAUAGGAAAACUGAAGAGAAACAAAAUAUAAGAUAUCAAGAGAAGCCUUUAAUUUUGAAAUUCUUUAUAUAACUUAACUAUUUAAUACUUGAUGUACAUAUAAUAUCUUAAUCAACGUACAAAACAAUGUCCAUUGGCUUUGAGAUUUAAUAGCAAGGCUAAAUAAUUAAACAUGAUAUUUAUGUCAUAGAUUAUAUAGCCUCACCUUGUUACAUUUACUACUUUUAUAGCAAUUAGAUUAUUAACAAAAUCAUAUUAUUGUUUGAUUUGAACUGGUUSUUGAAAAACUACCAGUUGUUAGUUCACCCUCUGUUAGUUGCAAUCAAUUUACUGCUUACAAUGUACACCUUUCAAUUAUUAACAUAUAGCAUUCCUAAUAAGUCUCUACAUUAUAAGGACUCGGAAUUGUUAACAGGAUGAAAAAACACUUACCAGAAUAUCUAUCUUGCCUGUAAGUCUUUCUGACAGCAAUUGUUGAGAAUGACUAAAAUGUUCGUUCAAAAAAACAAACAAACAUAAAUAAGAAUAUUAACGCUAUUGAUGUAAGAAUAUACAAAAAAAUUGACCAUUGUUCGUUCUAAGAACAGUUAUAAUGUAAACAAGUGCACUACAUUACACUUAAAUAUUAAAGUUAUUUGAAAAAUUUUGA
Molecule: messenger RNA, 3416 nt
Organism: Exaiptasia diaphana
Lineage: Eukaryota; Metazoa; Cnidaria; Anthozoa; Actiniaria; Aiptasiidae
Product: protein naked cuticle homolog 2-like
Exons: 7
Coding region: 1290-2663 (457 amino acids)
Biological process (GO): negative regulation of Wnt signaling pathway
Cellular component (GO): cytoplasm
Molecular function (GO): calcium ion binding
Source: RefSeq, a predicted model, not a curated record